Messenger RNA from Myxocyprinus asiaticus (Chinese sucker), 2114 nucleotides. Its product is annotated as CYFIP-related Rac1 interactor B. Gene Ontology annotation, molecular function: small GTPase binding. The record is from RefSeq and is a predicted model, not a curated record. The coding region runs from base 323 to 1300 and encodes 325 amino acids. The transcript has 12 exons. Gene Ontology annotation, biological process: positive regulation of T cell activation; regulation of actin filament polymerization. NCBI's taxonomy places the organism in Eukaryota, Metazoa, Chordata, Actinopteri, Cypriniformes, Catostomidae.
AUAUUAUAUAAUACAAGUUGGUGCUUGAAUUUAAGUUAUUGAGCUUUUGUUUUAAAUGAAUGCGAGAAACACAAUGACGUUUUAUUAACCCGGAAAUAACAGUCAGUAAUACAGCUGAGAGAGAGGGAGAGCGAGAGAGAGAGAUAGAGCGAUCCAAACCCUUCUCCCUGGAGCUUAUAGCGUGUUACCUGGACUCCAUACGUGUUUUUCAGCAUUUCACAAUCAAAGAGUUUUAGUAUUUGAGUUGGAUUGCGACCUUGGCCGAGUGCCUAGGUAGGCCUCCCUUCUGUCACCUCCUCUGCUUUACUGCUGGUACAUUGUCAUGGGGAACCUCCUUAAAGUUUUGACAUGCACAGACCUUGAACAAGAGCCCAACUUUUUCCUCGAUUUCGAAAAUGCCCAGCCGACAGACGCAGAGCAGGAGACGUGGGAAGAGGUGGAUGUGGUCCUGAAGGAUGCACGGGGAGUACUUGACGAAUUGCAGGCGUAUAAAGGCGCCGGGCAAGAGAUACGAGAGGCAAUCCAGAAUCCCAAUGAAGAGGCAUUACAAGACAAGGCAUGGGCUGCUGUGGUGCCUUUAGUAGGCAAACUAAAGAAGUUCUAUGAAUUUUCACAGAGAUUAGAAGCAGCGCUACACAGUCUGUUAAGAGCACUCACAAGUGAAAAAUAUGACGACCCAAUGCAGCACCUGGAGAGAGAACAGGCCCUUGCUAAACAGUUCGCUGAGAUCCUGCACUUCACACUCCGCUUUGAUGAGCUUAAGAUGACAAAUCCUGCCAUUCAGAACGAUUUCAGCUAUUACAGGAGAACCCUGAGUCGCAUGAGGAUCAAUAAUGUUCCUGCUGAGGGAGAAAACGAGGUGAAUAAUGAACUAGCCAAUAGGAUAUCUCUAUUUUACGCUGAUGCCACACCCAUGCUGAAGACAUUAAGUGAUGGCACAACAAAGUUUGUAUCUGAGAAUAAGAACUUGCCCAUUGAAAACACCACAGAUGUAUUAGGCACAAUGGCAAGCGUGUGCAAAGUUAUGUUGGAAACCCCAGAGUAUCGUAGCCGAUUCAACAGUGAGGAGACCGUUUCCUUCUGUCUGCGUGUCAUGGUGGGGGUCAUCAUCCUUUACGAUUACGUCCAUCCCGUCGGCGCAUUUGCGAAAUCCUCCAAAAUAGACAUGAAAGGCUGUAUUAAAGUGCUCCGAGAUCAGCCACCAAACAGUGUGGAAGGUCUACUAAAUGCUCUCAGGUACACAACAAAACAUCUUAAUGAUGAGUCAACCAAUAAGACCAUAAAAAGCAUGCUGCAGUAGCAACAAGCUCUGGGACAUACACGACUGGCCUCAAGUACAUGCUCAGGAGAUGCACACACACUCUCUCUCUCUCUCUCUCUCUCUCUCUCUCCUGGACUAAAGCGAUGCACAGAAUGUUUUCCUUUUUUAUUAAACAGAAAAGAAUCAGACAAAAGCUUCUCUAUCCUUUCGUUGUCUUUUUACAAAGCAGAUGCUACUGGCGUUAUGUGUGGUUUUCUGUGCCAAAAUGGUUUUGCUGAAUUCCUUGUUUUUAAUAUUUCUGAAAUACAGCCAUGCUACUGAUGGCAGCUAUGAAAGCAUUGUUAGAUUAUAUUUGUGGUUAUUGUGUUAAUUUAGCUUGUUUCCCAAUAAAGGGAGGGUGAGUGUUUUGACUUGAACAUAAAAAUAUCUAUAUAUUAUCUAUAUGAUCUAGAAAUACACAUUAUAUUAAAAGAGAGAAAUAUAUUAUUUUUGUUUGAAUUAAUAUUUAAUGUUACAUCCACUGCAUGGCAACCUGAUUACAUUUCUUCAAUUUAAAAGUUUCAAAUUCAUUUGUCUGCUUGAUUGUGUGUAAAAGGUGUUUGAAUUAAGUUUUGAACUUAUAAUGGUACUUGCAUAUUAAAAAGUGGAGAUUAAUUGAUAGAUCUUUUCAAGUUUUAUAUUUUUUAUAGUUCUUGAUUUAUGUAUUUUUUUCUUAGGUGUUAUACAUUUCUGUUUUGUUCUUUUCUUGUCUGAAAACUAGCUUUCAAAAACUGUGAUAGGUUGUAAUAUGUUGUGUCAGAUGUGAUGACAAUAUGAUCUUGAGAUUAAAUAAAAUGCUUUCAUUUUUUUAUAA